Molecule: messenger RNA, 3252 nt
Organism: Lycium barbarum (goji berry)
Lineage: Eukaryota; Viridiplantae; Streptophyta; Magnoliopsida; Solanales; Solanaceae
Product: probable LRR receptor-like serine/threonine-protein kinase At3g47570
Exons: 4
Coding region: 1-3252 (1083 amino acids)
Biological process (GO): protein phosphorylation
Molecular function (GO): protein kinase activity; receptor serine/threonine kinase binding; ATP binding
Source: RefSeq, a predicted model, not a curated record
AUGAAACGCAAUUUGAGGAGUAUCCUUGGCCUAUUGUUACUAUGCUGCAUGCAUGGUUAUUUAGCAGCUGAUGAUCAAUCUGCUCUUUUGGCUUUCAAGUCUCAAAUAACUUCUGAUCCCUUUGCAGUUUUAGCCAAAAACUGGACACAAGGCACUUCAUUUUGCAACUGGAUUGGCAUUUCUUGCAGUACAAAGCAUCAUCAAAGAGUAACAAAAUUAUUCCUAAGAAGCUUUGGAUUUAGAGGUUCAAUAGCAAAAGAAAUUGGGAACCUCUCCUUCCUUAGUUUUUUGGAUAUUGCAAACAACACUUUUAUUGGUGAAAUACCCGAUGAAAUCGGGCGUCUGAGGCGUUUAAAAUACUUGUCUUUACAAAUGAAUAAUCUCACUGGUCAAAUCCCACAAAGCCUUGGAUUUCUCACAAGGCUUCAAGUUCUUGAUCUUUCUGAGAAUGAUCUAUUUGGAAAUGUUCCAUUGUCUAUAUUCAAUAUCUCCUCUUUAAUUAUCAUUGAUUUGAAUUUCAAUCAUCUAAGUGGGACUUUGCCAAAUGAUAUGUGCACUAAUCUGCCACUGUUGCAAUAUCUAUUCAUGGGAAAAAAUCAAUUAGUGGGUGAACUGCCUAGUGGUUUAGAUAAAUGCACCCAACUUGAAGCCCUGACCUUGUCUUACAACAGAUUCACGGGAAAUAUACCGAGAGACAUGUGGAACAUGUCAAAGGUUCAAGAUAUCUUUCUUGGAUGGAAUAACUUGACAGGAUAUAUCCCCAGUGAAAUUGAUAACCUAUCAGCAAUUCGAAGAAUAAGUCUACGACAGAACAAUUUGGUGGGAAAUCUUCCACCAUCUAUUGGGAAUUUGUCAAAUCUAGAGAUGAUAGACCUAGGUCAGAACAGUCUACAUGGUGGCAUUCCUCAGGAAUUUGAACAUCUUGUAAAUUUGAAAGAAAUAUAUCUUGGUCCAAACAGAUUAUCCGGUGAAGUUCCAAGACCUAUGUACAAUAUUUCUGGACUAAAAAGGAUUUCGUUUGUAGCGAAUGAGCUUUCAGGAACACUUCCCUCAAACAUAGGCCAUAGCCUUCCAAAUCUUGAAGGCCUAUAUCUUGCACGAAACAUGUUCACCGGGCUGAUUCCUACCUCCAUUGUGAAUUCCACCAAACUUACCCAACUUGAUCUUGGACGCAAUAUGUUUAGUGGACAUGUACCUAUGAAUCUUGGAAAUCUACAACAGCUUCAGUUCAUCAACUUGCAAAUAAACCAAUUGAUGAAUGAUCCAUCUAUGGACGAGUUAAGUUUUCUUACCUCACUAUCUAAUUGCAAGUAUUUGAAGACAGUUCAAAUAGGAGGUAACCAAUUUAGUGGAAGUCUUCCAAAAUCCUUAGGUUCAGGCAACUGGUCCUUUUCCCUUGAAUAUUUCAUUGCCGGUAAUAAUGGUAUCACAGGACAAAUACCAACUAACAUCAGUAACUUGAGGAACCUGGAGUGGUUAAGCUUGGGAUACAAUAAGCUUACAGGUACAAUUCCUCCAGAUUUGGGGAACUUAAGGAGUUUGCAAAUGUUUAGACUGGAGAAGAACAAUUUAGAUGGAAUUAUACCAACUAGCUUAUGUAACAUGGAAAACUUGUAUCACAUUGAUUUGGGCGAAAAUCAACUUUCUGGGGAAGUACCAAGCUGCUUUGGAAAUCUUUCUUCUUUAAGAGAACUCUACUUAGAUUCCAAUGCACUAAUUUCCCAUAUUCCAUUAACUUUUUGGAGGAACAAAGAUUAUUUAAUUCUGAAUUUGUCCUCCAAUUUUCUAAAUGGAUCUCUUGCAAUAGAAAUGGGAAACUCAAGGAGUUUGCGGAUAUUACAUUUAUCUGGUAAUCAGUUCUCUGGUCAAAUUCCUAGCACAAUUGGCCAACUACAAAGUUUGGUUAGCCUUUCAUUGUCAACGAACAUGUUAGAUGGUCCUAUACCUGAAUUAUUUGAAGAUUUGGUUUCGUUGGAAUAUUUGGAUCUAUCUAGCAACAAUCUAUCAGGCAUGAUCCCCAAGUCCUUGAGGAAUCUUCAACAUCUCACGUAUUUCAAUGUCUCAUUCAAUGGGCUCAUAGGUGAAAUUCCAGAUAAAGGGCCAUUCGUAAAUUUUACAGCUGAAUCAUUUAUGGGUAACCCUGCAUUAUGUGGAUCAUCACGCUUCCGUGUGAUGCAAUGCAGAGUCAAUAGCCUUAAAAAAACAAAAAAGAGAAAAGUCUUAACUUUUGUUCUUGUAUCAAUUUCCUCAGGAGUUGUAGUCAUCACUAUUUUCAUUAUUUGGUUGCUGAAAUGCCGAAAAAGGAGUAGGGAACUUCCUAUAGUUGAUACAUUUGGUCAAGUACAUAGGAGGAUUUCAUACCAUGAUAUUGCUCAAGGGACAAACAACUUUGAUGAAGCAAACUUGAUUGGAAGGGGAGGCCUUGGUUUGGUGUACGAAGGGACACUUGCAGAUGGAGUAGUUGUGGCAAUAAAGGUAUUCAAUACAGAACUGCAACAUGCAUUUAGAAGUUUUGAUGUGGAGUGCCAAGUUUUACGUAGCAUUCGACAUAGAAACCUUGUUAAGGUGAUAAGUAGUUGUGCCAAUUUUGAUUAUAAAGUUCUGGUGCUAGAGUACAUGCCCAAUGAAAACCUCGAACGUUGGCUUCAUUCUCCUGACAAAUUUUUGGAUUUAACUCAAAGAAUAAAAAUUAUGAUUGAUGUAGCUUCUGCUAUGGAGUAUUUACAUGGAGGUCAUUUGUUUGUAGUCAUCCAUUGUGAUUUGAAACCAAGUAACGUACUUUUGGAUGGAGAUAUGGUGGCAAAAGUGAGUGACUUUGGGAUAUCCAAACUUCUAACAGCUGAGACACUAAUAGCACAUACCAAGACCUUGGGUACUAUUGGCUACAUGGCACCAGAGUAUGGGUCAGAAGGCAAAGUGUCAACCAUGGGAGAUGUUUAUAGCUUUGGUAUUUUGUUAAUGGAGACUUUUACAAGAAAGAGCCCUGUGGAUGAUCUAUUUGUUGGAGACUUCACCUUGAAAAGAUGGAUAUGCCAAUCAUUACCAAACCGAUUGGUGGAUGCAGUGGACAUUAAUCUAUUUUCACUGGACGAAGAAAAUUUUGCUUCUAAAGAGAGAUGCUUUAGAUUAAUUAUGGAAUUAGCUCUUGAAUGCACAAAUGACUUGCCUGAAGAGAGAAUUAGCAUGGAAGAUGUUAAUUUACGACUGAAGAAGAUCCUUACUCAAUUUCUGCAGAAUGUUGUGACAAACUAA